AUGACGCCACCGCAAUGUACACAGCGCGUGUGCUCCAAUGUGAGACGGCAGCCGCAGCUGUCUCUGCCUGACUGCUACCAAGCCAGUGCGAAGCAACAAGUUUUGUUUUUGCGUGUGUCGUGCGUCGCGCGCCCUUCAAACACUGGUUAUCUGGGUAGCUUUCUUUCCAACAGCCUGAAGACGCACCAGCUCGAGGUGAACACCGAUUCGAAGACGCUACGCUCCAUCGCCCGACUCAAAGAACCGAGAGAACUUUUCGCGUUGCCUAAAGAACGAGACUAUGACUGCCCCCAGCAGGCCCCCCGAUGGCCAAUUGAAUGUCAGGUACAUGAAGAGCGUAUCUAUCAUCUUGACGAUGCACCAGAAACACCGGAACCAUACUACCAACCGACCGGGAAGGAGUUGCAACCGAGACCGGUAGGCGAAGAGAACGGUAUCAUCGUAUAUAACUACAAUCCAACUAGCGCGGUGCACUACUUUAGUCGUUCUACGGUUGGCGGUUCGAAGGCGCAAACGGCGGCUCACCCGAGCCCUCUCGACCCGGAUGAUCUUGUGUUCGAAUCGCGCUUCGAGAGCGGCAACCUGGGCCGGGCUAUCAAAAUCACACCGACGUAUUACGAGCUCUACCUACGACCGGACAUGUAUACCAACCGGCAUACGCAAUGGUUCUACUUUCAGGUCAAAAACACCAAAGCGAAAGUCAUUUACAGAUUUUCCAUCAUUAAUCUCACGAAACCGGACAGUCUGUACAAGGAGGGAAUGCGGCCGCUGAUGUACUCAACAACGGAUGCAGAGUGCAAUCAAGUCGGUUGGCGCCGCUGUGGUGACAACAUUGCCUACUUCCGCAACGAGGACAACAGUAAUGGAUACAACUACAGUCAUUAUCAUCACCGACCAUGCGACGACGAUGACGAGGAAUACAUCGGCACCAGCUCCUUCACGUUGUCUUUCAACAUAGAGUUUCGAUACGACGGUGACACAGUGUUCUUUGCACACAGCUACCCGUACACCUACUCUGAGCUGCAAGACUACCUAAUGUGCAUCCAACGUAACCCGGUCAAGUCGAAGUUCUGCAAGUUGCGACUGUUGUGCCGUUCACUCGCUGGCAAUAAUGUUUACUAUCUCACAGUCACCGCACCGACAACGCACGAAGAUGACAAUCAGAAGAAGAAGAAAGCAGUCAUUAUUACCGCACGUGUUCACCCUGGCGAAAGCCCAUCUUCGUGGAUGAUGAAGGGUUUGAUGGACUUCAUAACUGGCGAUUCGUACGUGGCGAAGAAACUGCGACACAAGUUCAUUUUCAAACUAGUGCCUAUGCUUAACCCGGACGGCGUUAUUGUGGGAAAUACACGCAGCUCGCUCACCGGGCGAGACCUAAAUCGUCAGUACCGAACAGUCAUCCGCGAAACGUAUCCUUCGAUCUGGAACACGAAGGCAAUGAUUAGAAGACUGAUGGAAGACUGUGGUGUCGCCAUGUACUGCGACAUGCAUGCACACUCACGCAAGCACAACGUGUUCAUUUACGGGUGCGAAAACCUGAAGCGCCAUCCGGACAGACGCUUGUUGGAACAAGUGUUUCCGCUAAUGCUGCACAAAAAUGUGGCCGAUAAGUUUUCGUUUGAAAAUUGCAAAUUCAAGGUGCAGAAAAACAAGGAGGGCACCGGUCGGAUAGUGGUGUGGGUGUUAGGCGUGACCAAUAGCUACACCUUAGAGGCAUCGUUCGGCGGCAGCACGUUAGGAGGUCGCGCUGGAACCCACUUCUCGACCACAGACUAUGAACACAUCGGGCGAGCCUACUGCGAAACGCUGAUGGACUACUAUGACGAUAAUCCGAUUAAAGAAAAGCUACGCAUUAAAAUCCUCACCCGGUUAUCGAAAGAGGGCUCGAGUGCCGAGGAGCCGCUUAAUAUUCCCCUGUCAGACUACUCCAGCGACGAGGGUGAUACAACUAGCAGUAGCUCGGAGGACGAAGGAAAAGACAGCAUGGCCGAGCUAGAAGGACCGUGCUGUUCGACAUUAAAGGUGCCUCCGUCGUCUCCAGUGCUGCCUCAGAAGCUGAAGGGCAACAAAAAGAACAAAAAGCCUAUUUCGCAGCAAGCGGUGCGUCCUUCGUACCGGCGAAAAUCGCAAAGCGUACAACGCAUCGUACUAGACAUUCCAACAACGGAACCAGUGAGCGAUUUCUUCGAGUAUACAUCCGAGGAUGAACUGAUCGUUCCCGCUGCCGUGUCUGACACGGAGAACACAUUACAGCGCACGUUCUGGCGACGCAGCCGACUUCGGGAGACGGACAACAUACGCAAGUUGACGCUGCUUGGUUGCGAAACGCAAUACCUAAUGCCGCCGGAGUUGAUCGUGCGCUCGGCCACAAAUCACUACCAUUCAGAGGACGAGGACGAGCAAAGCAGGAUGGUGAUGAGCAUUAUCAAAGAAUUUCCUCCGGUCAUGAGUAAGGAACGUGUUUGGCAGCGCUCGAGCGAAAGCGAAAGGCCGGUAGAGGCGCACAAGUCGUCCAGUCCGGAUCAUUGUCAUUUAAGAUUCUCGCUUAAGCGCUCCAUCUGGACCGGUGCGCACUCAGAUGGAUAUCUCAACGAUUUCAACAACCCACGGCCGAUUUCAUGGGGCGCCCCACCAACACUGGUUAAAUCGACGUAUAACGAUAAUGAAGCGCUACUAACCGCUUGCUCACAGAAGCUGGCUGCCUGGAAGGACGAAAAGCGAAUCCUGAAAGAGAAACAUCACAAGAGCAUGCUGAAACACCACACACACACGCUCGCUUUCGGUAAAGAUAAGGAGAACCGGAGCGUGCGAAUAAAGAUGACGGUUGGGGCAGAUCCGCUGGCUUUUUCACUCGGGCAAACCAGUACAACGAAGCAGCAGAAGGUUGCCUCUAGUUGCACCAGCGAAAAGAAGCAGCCAAUGGACGGAUCUGAAGGAAGCGGUGUCUCGCGAGUUAAACGUAAAACUCGUGUUACGUUGAGCAAGAUAGUGGAAAAAGCAGACAUCAUUACUCACCUUUCGCGAAAUUCACGGGCUGGCCAGACGCGUCGCUUGCUGUCCACCAGCACGCUGUCGGCGGUGGGUUCACCACGCAAGGUCCUUUUGACCGUACCUUCCGCAAUCGCACUGGCCUCGGGAGCAGGAUCGAACGGGGUCAACGGGACGAAUGGUACCAACGCCCAGUCACUAACGGUAAAAAAUCCGGGAAAGUUUAAAACGAGCGGGAUCGUGGUUACUGCCGCACAGCCACUACCAAAAACGCGCAAAUCAUUCGCUCGCGGGAAGCUUACAGCCUCUCCUAUUAAACUGCCCACAACCAGUAUCGAUAUCCACCUGAUGACCCUCUGCUCCGAGUCUGAAUCUGAAAGAAAUGUAAAGGUAGCAACCAGUAAGAAACACCGGAAGAAACGCACGCCUAAGGAGAAAUCUACCAAAUGAAACCCGUUGCCCCCGCUGCAGAUCCUUUAGGGAAGUGUAAAUAUUUCUUCGGCUCCGUAACCUACGCGGUGAGUUGAAGAAAGAUGGGUUCAUGUUUUUCUUGGUACUAAACUGGUUUUGAUUGAUA
Anopheles cruzii is the source of this 3565-nucleotide messenger RNA. RefSeq names its product cytosolic carboxypeptidase 2 (gene Nna1). Gene Ontology annotation, biological process: proteolysis. Gene Ontology annotation, molecular function: metallocarboxypeptidase activity; zinc ion binding. Bases 1 to 3438 code for a protein of 1145 amino acids. The transcript is spliced from 17 exons. The record is from RefSeq and is a predicted model, not a curated record. NCBI's taxonomy places the organism in Eukaryota, Metazoa, Arthropoda, Insecta, Diptera, Culicidae.